This is a messenger RNA of Nothoprocta perdicaria, 1998 nucleotides long. It is a transcript of the gene DPYSL4, whose product is annotated as dihydropyrimidinase like 4. Gene Ontology annotation, cellular component: cytoplasm; cytosol. The transcript has 14 exons. Gene Ontology annotation, molecular function: hydrolase activity, acting on carbon-nitrogen (but not peptide) bonds, in cyclic amides. The coding region runs from base 1 to 1998 and encodes 665 amino acids. Lineage: Eukaryota; Metazoa; Chordata; Aves; Tinamiformes; Tinamidae. The record is from RefSeq and is a predicted model, not a curated record.
AUGGCGGCGCGGCGGGAAGAGCCGCUCCCCGCCUGCUUCGCGGGCCUGGGCGCGGGCAGCCCGCGGCCGCGGCAGAAGCGCGGCGGGAUGUUCUGCAGCGUGGCCGACGCCUUCGACAGCAAAACCCUGGACCUGGCCUCGCUGCGCGGCGGCGCCGACGGCUCCGGCGGCGCCCGCAGCGCCCCGGCCCCGAGCCCAGCCCUGACCGCGAGCCCGACUCCCACAGAGGCUGCGAGCCCCGCGCCGAGCUCACCCCCGGCUCCCAGCCCGGCCCCGGCCCCCGAGGUGCCCGCGGGGCUGCCCGGCGGCGGGGAGCAGAGUGAGCCACUCCUAAUCAAGGGAGGCAAAGUCGUCAACGAUGAUCAGUCGUUCUACGCAGACAUUUUAGUGGAGGAUGGCCUGAUAAAGCAGGUCGGGGAGCAGCUGCAGGUGCCCGUCGGCACCCACACGCUGGACGCCUACGGGCAGCUGGUGCUGCCGGGGGGCCUGGACCCGCACACGCGGCUGCGGGCGCCGGGGAUGGCGCCAGCCGACGACUUCCAGCGCGGCACCGAGGCGGCGCUGGCAGGCGGCACCACCAUGAUCAUCGAACACGUGCUGCCGGAGCCGGGCACCGCGCUGCUGGACGCCUACGAGCGCUGGCGCGAAGCUGCUGCCAGCCAGGCCUGCUGCGACUACGCGCUGCACCUUGAUGUCCCCCGCUGGCACGAGGGCCUUGCCGAGGAGCUGGAGGCCCUGGUCAAGGACAAGGGGGUCAACUCCUUCCUGCUCUUCAUGGCCUACAAGGACAAGCUGCAGUGCUCUGACGCGCAGAUGUACGAGAUCUUCAGCGCGCUCCGAGACCUUGGAGCCAUUGCCCAGGUGCACGCUGAGAACGGCGACAUCAUUGACGAGGAGCAGAGGAGGCUGCUGGAGCUGGGCGUCACGGGCCCCGAGGGACACGUGCUCAGCCGCCCGGAGGAGGUAGAGGCGGAGGCCGUGUUCCGCGCCGUGACCAUCGCGCGCCAGGCCAACUGCCCCCUCUACGUCACCAAGGUCAUGAGCAAGGCGGCAGCCGAUGUGCUGGCGCGUGCCAAGAGGAAGGGCGCCGUCGUCUACGGGGAGCCCAUCGCCGCCAGCCUGGGCACCGAUGGCUCCCACUACUGGAGCAAGAACUGGGCCAAGGCCGCGGCCUUCGUCACCUCGCCGCCCAUCAGCCCUGACCCCACCACACCAGAGCACCUCUCCACGCUCCUGGCCUGUGGGGACCUGCAGGUGACGGGCAGCGCUCACUGCGCUUUCACCACGGCGCAGAAGGCAGUGGGCAAGGACAACUUCACCCUGAUUCCGGAGGGCACCAACGGCAUCGAGGAGCGCAUGGCCAUCAUCUGGGAGAAGUGCGUGGUCUCGGGGAAGAUGGACGAGAACGACUUUGUGGCCGUGACCAGCACCAACGCAGCCAAGAUCUUCAACUGCUACCCCAGGAAGGGGCGAGUUGCCGUCGGGUCGGAUGCCGACCUCGUUUUGUGGAACCCCAAGGCUACGAAGAUUAUCUCGGCAAAAACCCACAACUCGAAUGUGGAGUACAACAUCUUCGAGGGCCUCGAGUGCCACGGGGCUCCCAGCGUCGUCAUAAGCCAGGGGCGGGUUGUGCUGCAGGACGGGAGCCUCUCCGUCACCCCGGGCUCUGGGCGCUUCAUUCCCAGAAAAACCUUCCCGGACUUCGUCUAUAAGAGGAUAAAGGCAAGAAAUCGGCUGGCCGAAGUGCACGGCGUCCCCCGUGGGCUCUACGACGGGCCGGUGCAGGACGUGGCGGUGGCGGCCAAGGCUGCGGCGCCGGCGCCAGCCGCGCGCGUGGUUCCCUGCGCCAGCAAAAUCCCGGCGGUGCCCGUGCGCAACCUGCACCAGUCGGGGUUCAGCCUCUCCGGCUCGCAGGCUGACGACCACAUCGCCCGGCGCACGGCGCAGAAGAUCAUGGCGCCGCCGGGCGGCCGCUCCAACAUCACCUCUCUGUCCUAG